Siniperca chuatsi (mandarin fish) is the source of this 1451-nucleotide messenger RNA. RefSeq names its product synaptophysin a (gene sypa). The transcript is spliced from 8 exons. Gene Ontology annotation, cellular component: synaptic vesicle membrane; presynaptic active zone; synaptic vesicle. NCBI's taxonomy places the organism in Eukaryota, Metazoa, Chordata, Actinopteri, Centrarchiformes, Sinipercidae. The record is from RefSeq and is a predicted model, not a curated record. The coding region runs from base 129 to 1007 and encodes 292 amino acids.
UGCUGAAGCUUCUGAAUACAAAUUAAUAGUAAAUAAAAAAUAAAUGACGCGGAUUCAGAAGCGGUCUCCUCCCCCUCCUCCCCCCCCCUCCUCUCCAUCUCCUCUCUCCUUUCUCGACAGGCGGCAGGAUGGACGUCGUAAAUCAGAUGGUGGCCCAGGGUCAAUUCAGGGUGUUGAAGGUUCCUCUGGGCUUCAUUAAGGCCUUAGAAUGGUUUUUCGCCAUCUUUGCCUUCUCCACCUGUGGCAGUUAUUCUGGGAUGCUCCGGAUGGCGGUGGAGUGCAAGAACCGGACAGAGAGCGACCUGAGCAUAAAGGUGGAGUUUGAGUAUCCAUUCAGACUCCACCAGGUGUAUUUUGACGCCCCUACCUGUAAGGGCGAGAACAAGGAGCGUUUCUUCCUGGUUGGCGACUACUCCUCCUCGGCCGAGUUCUUCGUCACCAUCGGCGUCUUCGCCUUCCUCUACUCCACAGCGGCUCUCAGCAUCUACGUCUUCUUCUUUGAGAAGUACAAGGAGAACAACAAGGGCCCGCUGAUUGACCUGGGCGUGACCGGAGUGUUUGCCUUCAUGUGGCUGGUGAGUUCGGCGGCCUGGGCCAAAGGUCUGUCCGAUGUGAAGACGGCGACUGACCCGGAUAAAGUGAUCACUCUGAUCUCCGCCUGCGACGAAGAGGGGAACCGCUGCCGCGAAGUCCACGACCCGGUCAUGUCUGGACUCAACACCUCCGUGGCUUUUGGUUUUAUUAACCUGAUCCUGUGGGUGGGAAACCUCUGGUUCGUCUUUAAGGAGACGGGCAUCAUUGCUCCCUUCAUGCGAGCUCCACCUCCUCAGGAGAAACCUGCUGCACCAGACGCUUACAGCCAGCAGGGAGCGUACGAACAAGACCCAUACGCCAGCAACCAGGGAGGCUACCAACCCGACUACAACCAGCAAGGAUACAACCAGCAGGAUGCAGAGUACGGUCAGGGCUACGGCCAGCAGGGGGCGCCCACCUCCUUCUCCAAUUAGAUGUGAACUGACAGAAAGCGUCGGAGUGAACCAACAGUGGGUCGUCUGCAACCUGCCCACAAUGCAACACUCCUGUCUGUCUGCAAAAUUAAUGGGUGGGGGGAGGGAGGUUACAAGGGUGGGGUGGGGGGUUAGAUGUUCACUAUAAUGACUCGAUGUGUAAAUGAUAAAAAAUAGUUAUAAAUAACAAAUCCACAACUUGAACAAAACAACAACAACGCUGACGAAUAGAAACCUUCUGAAACAAGUGAUGAUGUUGAUAAGAGUUAUUCAUAUUAAAGUACAUAAUCUGUGGAGAGAAUGUAUGUUUGUGUUGUAUAGAUAUCACUUUGAACAGAUAUAUUAUAUAGAAUGAACUGUUUAUUCCUGUUUCCUAUUGAACCCAAUGAUAUGCCCUGCCCCCGGUCGUAUACCCCGCCCUCUUGAUAUACCCCGCCCCCAAAA